Oikopleura dioica is the source of this 1959-nucleotide messenger RNA. The record is from the annotation of a GenBank genome assembly. NCBI's taxonomy places the organism in Eukaryota, Metazoa, Chordata, Appendicularia, Copelata, Oikopleuridae.
AUGACUUCAACUCGGACGGACUUGUCGACGAGCUUCGAAGAAAUAGGCCUUGACGAUAUUGAAGAUAUCAAUAAAUCGGAAGCUGGCAAAAAAUCUCCGACGAUUUCUUCACUUGCUUCUUCCUCCUCAAAAGAUGUUUCGAUUAUAGCAGACGCUUCGGAAACAGAAGUCAGCGGCGACGACGAAGAAAGCUCAACUGCCGCCAAUCGUUAUCUUCGAAAGCAAUCGGAAAUGCCGUUAGAGGAAGAGCCAGUCGUUGCUCCAGAGCAACCUCCUUUGCCGGACUCUCCGCCUUACACUCCGCGGGGGUUAAACGACUCACUAGUGAGCAGUGGAUCUCUUCAAAGCCUUCGAGGACGGGGCCGUGGACGGCUUCGAAUGCCGCAGCCGCCAAAAAGGACCGACCUUGGAGAAUCACAAAGAAAAUUCGAAAAGUCACCAACUGAUGCCGUGCCUCCAAGAACGAAUCAUCCUUUCCAGUACUCGGAUCCAGAGCCGAAAGCCGAGCCUGCUCUAAUUGAGAAUCUUGAAAUAGCAGCACCGAGUCCGCCCCAAAGAGCCACCGUUGAAAGCGAUUUUUCUGAAGACGAUGCGGAUGACGAGCGUAACCAUUCGAGAGAAGAGAGCCCAGCUCUAGAAGACCGCCCCGAGACGCCGAUCAGAGAUCAAAGAGAAGAAGAACGAAAUCAUGGAGGAGAAGCUUCGAAUCUUCAAGUUCCAAAUGAGGAAUUUUUUAAUUAUGAAGAAAUAAUUCAAGAUUUGCGGGAAGAGCUAGAAACGACGAGAACUGAAUUCGCUCUUCAACAAGGCUCCCAAGUUGACGAAUUGAACUCUUUGAAGGAAGAAAUAAAGCGUCUGAUAAAACGAAAUACCGAAUUAGGUGAAGAGAAUGAAGAGAUAAGCCAGAAUUACGAGCAGCUUCGCGAAAGCUACGAUCAAGUUUUCCAGCAAUUCGAACAAGCUUCUGCUGAACUUCAAGAAUCCAAAAAUAAAAACUCCGUCUUGACGAGAAGAAGACAAGAAGAGAGAAGAGAAUUUCAAAAGAAUCUCAAAACAAUAACUGAAGAGAAAAGUGAAUUGGAAGCUCAAAUUGACGGAUUACAAGAAGAAUACGAAGCAUUGAAAAGAACAUCGGAAGAAAGUCUUGGCACUGUAGCUGAGCUUAAAAAUUUAAUCCGAAAAAAAGAUGCAGAGGUGGACAGUUACCACAACGACAUGGAAAAAUACGUCAAAAAUAUUGAAUCAGAAAAAAACGAACAAACUGCGCAGAGGAAGAAAUGUGAGCGGCGAAUCGAGGAACUGGAGAAUGAAAAUGCCCAGUGGAAAAAAGCGAGAACAAACGCCAACCGUCAAGUGCUUUAUUUCCUUCGCUCUGCAGCGGAUGCACAACGCUUGGCCAAUGAACAAUGCAGCAAGCUCAACGAAGACUUGAAGUGGAAGCAGGGCGAUUGCGAUAGCCUCAAAAUACAGCUGCAACAAGCGAACACGAAAAUCGAGGUUCAAGAAACAGAAAUUCGCCGGCUGGCGCAGGCCGAAGAAGACUUGCACAAGAACAUUCGAAAUGAACUCGAUGAAAAAGAAAAGUUGUUGAUGGAGAAACUUCAGGCAGAGUCGAACGUAAACGAUUACAGGGAGCUAAAUGAAAAUCAAAAGGCACAACUGGCUCAACAAUCUGUCAGACGCAAGAGUAUGGAGGAACUUCUGAAUCAGGAAAAACAGAAAAGAGCCCAACAAGCAAAAGAGCACAAAGAAAAAAUGGAACGACUGGAGCAACUUGAAGAAGAAAACAAUUGCGCCAUUUGUUUCGACCCGUUCAACGAACAGGACCACUUCCAAAUCGCUCUCAAGUGCGGCCACAAGUUUGGAAAUACGUGCAUCAAAGCCUCUUUCUCGCGUCGACAAUGCUGCCCGACUUGCAAUAAGCCAGCGAGGGAAUCCGACUUCAUCCGACUUUACUAA